Messenger RNA from Dermacentor andersoni, 755 nucleotides. RefSeq lists its product as uncharacterized. The record is from RefSeq and is a predicted model, not a curated record. NCBI's taxonomy places the organism in Eukaryota, Metazoa, Arthropoda, Arachnida, Ixodida, Ixodidae.
GCAGUCGCAGACGCCAGCCAGUGAAGCCGUUACAGACAUUAUUGACAGCAUGAUGCAUGAGACCGAUUCACGGUACCACGACAGCGACGAUGAGUUCGGGAUGAAUAGUAACCUUAGCCAGGCAGGUGGGUUUGCCGAGGCUACAUCACAGCAGUGCUCGCCAGCACCUCCUCUCAGCAGUGGUGGGCUGCCUGCAGAAACAGCAACCUCAAGGCCAUCGGGCAGCCAAAACAGAGAAGAUGCUUUCAUGGACCAAGGCUCAGGAGCUGAGCCAGUUGUUCGCCGUCGCCAAAGUGGUCGUCUUGCUGCUGUCGACACAGCAUUAUCGACGGAGCUGGAGGCUCGCCUUCGUGCUGUAGACGACGAGAGAAAUCAAAGACGUAUUGAACACGAGGCCAGGAUGAAAAUGAUAUCAGGCGAACAUGCUUUGAAGAUGCAGCAAUAUGCCGAUGAACGACGCAAACGGAGUGCGCUGCACAGAAUGAAGGUGCGUGUUCUAAAAGCUAAAGAGAAGGUACAAAACUUCAAACAAGCAAUUCUAAAAAAGCAGCUCGAACUCCUCAGGCCAGGAGGCAUUGCUGAAUGUGACCUCGUUCCACAAGACUAAAGGCAUUUUUUUUUCAGAGGCGGCAGCAAUAAUAAACCUAGCCACAAGCCAUAUAAAUGAAUAAAGUCAAUUUCAUUUAUCCUGAAGAAUCGCCACUGUCUGAUAUGCGAACACUUCUCCACUUUUAAUUACGCAGCACAGAUCGCAG